Molecule: messenger RNA, 723 nt
Organism: Drosophila gunungcola (fruit fly)
Lineage: Eukaryota; Metazoa; Arthropoda; Insecta; Diptera; Drosophilidae
Exons: 3
Coding region: 26-247 (73 amino acids)
Source: RefSeq, a predicted model, not a curated record
CGAAACAGUAAAGUUUUUAUAGACAAUGACCAGCAGUGAGAACUUUACAGCUCCGGGAGUGGCCCCGGAAGAACAGGCCCAUAACAAUCUGAUGAUGGUGAUAGCCACCUUAACGUGGCUGAUGCUCAGCUGUUUGACUCUCAUCAUUUACUGCUGCAAUUACUGGCAAAUUUUGAGACCGCACUCGCACAGGAACCGAGAAGACUCCGAGCAGCAGCAAGGCAGCCUGCUAUCAGUGUAUGAUUAGCCGGAAAAUGAGGAAAACUCCAUCACAAAGGAGAUGGCCAAAAGGAGAAUGAAGGGGCGAACAGCUGUUGGCGAACAUCCUUGCGCCUUGACACUGGCCAUAUGCCCCGGUGCAGCAGCUUUCAUUUCCAUUUUCCAUUUCCGCUUCCGCUAAGUUAAUUCCACACGACAACAGAAAAACAAAAAUGAAACCCAACAAAAACGGAAAAUUCCAUGUGUUGCUAUUUCCCUUUUUUCGCGUGUCUCCCUUGUGCGCUUCUUGCCGUUUAGUUUACAUUUUCUCCUGCCUUUUCCUUUGCCAAAAAAAUAUUUUAUUUCCCUUGGCUGCCAGGCAACCAACGCAACAAAAGCGAAGGCAACCGUCCUGAGAUAUUUGCAGGCUGAGCUCUCGUUUCUUUGGCUGGCAAAGUGAAAAGCAUCUUUUAUGCAAAUUUAGCAGGUGGGUAGAACAGAGCGGGGGCGUUCUGGCAGACGGGC